AUGCGAUCCGCACCUGAACCUGCGAGCAGCAAUAGUUGUGAGAAGCAAACCCAUAUCGACGCGCCAAGAAAGUCCUCAACGGAAUACCUCGACGGCGUGAGAGGUCUCGCAUCAUUCAUAGUGUUCAUCUUCCACUUUACUCACAUGUUCUAUCCGAGCACGAACACCGGGUAUGGCGUCAGCCAGCACCCGUCCAUAUGGCAACUUCCAAUCAUCCGCUUCGUCUACUCCGGCGCUGCCAUGGUCUCAAUUUUCUUUGUUGUUUCAGGCUACGUGCUCACACAUCGAUACAUCCAAAAGAUGCGUAGACACGAAUUUGGAGCUCUUUACUCGUCUCUCACGUCACUCACGUUCCGCCGCGCGCUGCGGCUUUUUCUACCAGCACUCGGUUCUUGUGUUUUGGCUUUCGUUUGCGCUUCUAUUGGGGUCCUCGCCGUUCCAAAGAAGAUCAAUCACAAGCCAUUCCGUCAUGGAGUUUCUGCCCUCUUCCGCUACAUUGACCAAGAAUCUAAUCCUUGGACGUGGGAUCAGUAUAUGGAAGGCUUUUACAACCCUCAACUGUGGUCCAUCGCACUCGAGUAUCGAGGCUCGAUGGUUGUCUUCCUGGCUGUGCUGGGGCUUGCAAGAAGCCGAACCUGUGUCAGGAUGGCCGUCGAAUCAGCGAUCAUUACACAUGCUUUUUUGCACAAACGAUGGGAUGUCGCUCUUUUCAUGGCUGGUAUGCUGAUCGCUGAAAUGGAUGUCUUCGUCUCAAAUUCAACUGCACUGAAAUCCAUCGUGCGGAGACGGUCUACGAAAGCUCUUUUGAUGACAAUCAUGGUUGCUGGGGUGUGGCUGUCUGGAUAUCCUCGAGACCACGGCCUCGAAAGCCUCGGAUAUGGCUUCCUAGAAAGAGUAUGGCCGUACGGCGGGUAUCGUCGCAGAUUUUGGCUCGCUAUCGCGUCAAUCAUGAUCGUUGCUCCGAUGCCCUAUCUCCCUUUUAUUCAGACACUGUUCAAUACCAGAUUAAUCAAAUAUCUCGGCAAGAUUAGUUUUGCGCUUUACCUUGUACAUGGUCUUGGUAACAGGACGAUUGGCCUAUGGCUUCUGAACUUAACCGGGAGCAUGUUUGGCAAAGAUGGUUAUUGGGCUAAUGUGCUGAUCUUUGCCGUUUCGUUUGUUUUGUACACGCCUAUUAUUGUUUGGUGGUCAGAUAUGUUUUGGAGAGCGGUUGACCUUCCAUCGGCAAAUUUUGCUAAAUGGAUCGAGGGUAAAUGCGCGUCUAGGGCACCUACAUGA
This is a messenger RNA of Mollisia scopiformis, 1278 nucleotides long. RefSeq lists its product as uncharacterized. Gene Ontology annotation, biological process: polysaccharide biosynthetic process. Lineage: Eukaryota; Fungi; Ascomycota; Leotiomycetes; Helotiales; Mollisiaceae. The transcript has a single exon. Gene Ontology annotation, molecular function: acyltransferase activity, transferring groups other than amino-acyl groups. The record is from RefSeq and is a predicted model, not a curated record. Gene Ontology annotation, cellular component: membrane. Bases 1 to 1278 code for a protein of 425 amino acids.